UUUACCAGAAGCUACAAUUCUGGGAAGGCGUGAGCAGAGAGCAGAGCAUGGUUAGUUAAAAGAAAGAUAAAAACCCAUAAGAAGGGGUCAAAGUGCAGCUUUGGUCCACCCAAUCUUUAGGCUAGGCUGUCUCAUCUGAUGUGUUCGUUUCUGAGUUUUCAAACUAAAUUGAAAGAAAAGCACUCCUCGAAUCUUGGUCUUCGUGGAACCUAGUGCAGCAAGAGUGACCCUCACGAUCUCGCCACCCGUUUCUCUCUCUCUCUCUCUCUCUCUCUCUUCUUUUUUCUUCCAUGGAAAAGACUCAAUUUCGGAUCACCACACGACCUUUUCCUCUCUGCUUGAACUCUGCCUAAACAGUCUUUUUCUUGCUGCAAGUUUUAUCCUUGUUGGGUUUCCCUGGUUUUCUGUUUAGCUUUCUUUCUAGGUUUCUUUGACCCAAUUAGUCCUUCUUUCCUUCCUUUCUUGUUAUACUCAAAUUCCCUCAUUUUUUAUUGGGCUCUCUCAUUUUUUGUUGUUUUCUCACAGAGAUUCUUCUUCCAAGUGGGUCUUUGCCGUGUUCUUUUGCUUUUUGCCAUUUUGUUCUGGUUUUUACUUGCACUUAUACUUGGCCAUUGGGUCUACAUUCUCUGUGCCCUUUGAUCUUUCUUUUUUGUUGGGUUGAUGGGCUGUUGAUGUCUUUGGCUGUUGGAGAGAUUUCAAGUUCCAAAAACAUGGGUUUGGAUGAUGAGACUGGCGCUGAAGUUUCAGAAGCAAAGACAGCUAAAACGGCUACUGACGUGGAUCAAUCAUCCACAGGGUUGGUUAGAGAACCGAGUGAGAGUUCCAUGUACGUAACUGAGGAUGAUGAUGACGAUGAUGAAGUAAAGAAAAUUGAGUUGGGUCCUCAGUGCACUCUCAAAGAACACAUUGAGAAGGAUAAGGACGAUGAGAGCUUAAGGAGGUGGAAGGAACAGCUUCUUGGGAGUGUGGAUGUUAAUUCUGUUGGAGAAACUCUAGAACCAGAUGUUAAGAUCCUGAGCCUUGCAAUUAAAUCCCCUAAUAGAUCUGACAUAGUUCUUCCUAUUCCUGAGAAUGGAAAUCCCAAGGGCUUGUGGUUUACUUUGAAAGAAGGUAGCCGUUACAGCCUUGAGUUCACUUUCCAGGUCAGCAAUAACAUUGUUUCAGGUCUCAAAUACACUAACGCAGUCUGGAAAACUGCUGUAAAAGUUGAUAGCACAAAAGAGAUGCUCGGAACCUUUAGCCCACAGUCAGAGCCUUACACACAUGUGUUGCCUGAGGACACAACCCCAUCUGGCAUAUUUGCAAGGGGAUCUUAUUCAGCUAGAAGCAAGUUUGUUGAUGAUGACAACAAGUGCUACUUGGAGAUCAAUUACACCUUUGACAUUCGGAAGGACUGGCAAUCGGAGUAAAACAACUGCAGUUUUGUUGUGUUUGUAGUAACAGUCCAUUGUUUUUCAAGCUGAGAGAUCUGCUUCAUUGUGAACAUGUCAAAAAAAUUCGAAUGCCUUGUUUAUGUUUCAAACUUCUUAAACAAUGAGGAGAAGGAGAGGAUCCUUUGAAAAAGAGAGGGGAAGGGGGGAAAGUAGAAGGGAAUGGUUAAUUCUUUUGGUAGGUAUUUGGUUAAUAAAUUGAGCUUUUCUUUCUC
Prunus mume (Japanese apricot) is the source of this 1645-nucleotide messenger RNA. Its product is annotated as Immunoglobulin E-set superfamily protein. Gene Ontology annotation, cellular component: cytoplasm; membrane; cytosol. NCBI's taxonomy places the organism in Eukaryota, Viridiplantae, Streptophyta, Magnoliopsida, Rosales, Rosaceae. Gene Ontology annotation, biological process: Rho protein signal transduction. The record is from RefSeq and is a predicted model, not a curated record. Gene Ontology annotation, molecular function: Rho GDP-dissociation inhibitor activity; protein binding.